UGAAUCUCGUCAGAUAGUGUAACGUCACGAUGACGCGGUCAUGGAACGCGCAGCAGAAAUUGGAAAAUGGCUGCCACCGUGUUUGUGGUGCUUGUAACCCUCUUUGCUUGUACUAUGGGAAAUUGAAGCAAAGUUCCAGGUGCCAUGGAAAUGCAGAAAAAGCAGCAGACUCCUGAGCAGGAUGCUCUGGAGCACAUAGUCUCCUGCAGGGACAAACCCUUUCUGGAGGAAAGGCUUAUAGAUUCUUUCAAAGGGAGAGGUGUGUUUACCCAACAAGCCAUUGAACCAUCCACAUUUGUUGUUGAAUAUCGUGGAAAAAUCUCUCAUCUCAAAACCAGGAAGUCCAGAAGAAAACAUGAAGAUACGCUUAACAAUUACUUGUAUGAAUUUUCUUGGAAAGGAACACAUUGGUGCAUUGAUGCUUCAAAAGAGGAUAAGACCCUUGGAAGAAUUGUGAAUGAUGAUCACAUAAAUCCCAACUGUGAAAUGAAGAAACUUGAACUUGAGGGGACUCCACACUUGUGCCUGUUUGCUCUGAGAGAAAUAUCUCUAGGCGAGGAAAUAACAUUCAACUACGGGACCUCUUCUUACCCAUGGCGCUCAAGGCUUGUGGCAGCUUCAUGCUCUGACGAAGAAGAACUUGGUGAUCCAAAGUCUAAACGUGUCUCAGAUGGGAACUAUGAACCUGAACAGGCUGCUUCGAGCUCAGAUGAACAUGGUUCAGAUGGUGACUAUAAACCAGAAGAGGCAGCGUCAAGCUCAGACGUACAUGACUCAGAUAAUGAUUCUGAUAACAAAGACACAGAAAAGCCCAUAGCUGUACAUCAGUCCAGGAGAAAUUAUUGUUACGUUUGUGGAAAAGGUAUGAGUAAAAUUUCCCGUCAUCUUGUAAGGCAUGCUGAUGAGGAGCCUGACAUCGCAAAGGUUUUGGCAUUACCCAAAAAUUCAAAGGAACGGAAAAUGUUGCUGAACGACUUAAGGAACAGGGGAGACUACAAGCAUAACCAAAAAGUGUUGAAGACCAACUGUGGAGUUUUAAAAGCAAAAAGACAGAGAAGAACCCAAACAGUGAAUGGCGAAACCCAUACACACUGUCAGUAUUGCAAAGGCUUCAUCAGCCGUAGACUCAUGUCGAAUCACUUCUCCAGAUGCCCCAAUAUCACAGCAAACAAGGCAAACAUCCUUCAUGAGUCCGAUGUUGCAGAAUCAUCAUUGUCUAAAACACCUCUUUCUGAUAUGCAGAAGAUUAUUUUAAGCUUGCCAAGUGAUGAGACGUCGUUUAUGGUUAAACAUGAUGCAGUUCUUAUACUGCUGACACAGUCUCUGUCAGACAAGUAUGAUGGAUGUCAAGAGAAACACGAGGACAUCAAACAGACACUGAGACAAAUGGGGAAAUUCUUGUUGGCGCUGCACGGAAGAUCAAUAUUUAGCUUUAAAGAUGCUCUAAAACCCCAAAACUUCAGCAAGAUUGUUGAGACUGUCAAAAGCAUCGCUGGAUUCAAUGAGAAAAAGGGGAGAUAUAAAAAAACAGGUGUUGCAAUAACAUUAGGACAAACACUAAAAGAUAUUGCUAACGUUGUUGUCAGUAAAGCUGAAGCGGAAGCUGAUGCUGAUGAGGAGAUGGUGCGAGACACAAAGACAUUCAUUAAAUUGUGUGAAGAAGAAUGGAAAAAUUUGUCCUUUGACAAAAAGGAGAAUCUGUUGAGUCCACCGAAAGUAAAUCGCCCAUCUACGAUACCAUUUACACAGGAUGUGCAGGCUUUGUACAAGUGCCUUGAAACAACCUCAGCAUCUGCCAUUGAUACAGUGAAAAAGUACGAAAGCCCACAAGUCUACACUGCACUUUGCAGAGUGAUAGUGGCACAGGUGUUCAUUUUAAAUAAAGGUGCAUGUGAGGUUUCAAAAAUGACAUUGGAGUCAUUCCAGAAGAGGGAAGACGCUGCUCAAGUGCUCUCCAAGCACUUUGUCCAAAUAAAUAUGCCAAGCAAGACUGGAAGAAAUGUUCCUGUGUUGUUGACUUCUAAACUUGUUGAUGCAUUAAACCUGCUUUUGAGCAAGAGAAUGACAUGUGGCGUGCACAAAGACAAUGGUUUUGUGUUUGCAAAGCCUGAUGGUUCUCCUUCAAGCUUCCUAAGUGGGAGACCUUGCAUCAAGAUGUUUAUUAAUUUGUGUCAUGCAAAGAACCCAGAGUACCUCUUCUUAGCAAAAUUUCAAAAGCGCAUCACAAGAGUUUUCCAGAUUCUUAAUCUAGAAAGUGAUGAGCUGGAGCACCUUGCUAAGCUUUUGGGCCGUGACAUCUGCACUGAGAAGAGCUAUUACCGGCAGCCAGAGGCAGCUGUGGAGCUGGCAAAAAUCGCUCAACUGCUGUUGGCAAUGGAAGAAGGUUCCCUGGAAAGAUUUAAAGGAAACUUUCUGAAUGACAUCGAGAUAGCAGACCAACUAGAACCUGAUGAAAAGGCCAGCUCUAAAAGUGAUGAUGGUGCAGAAAAUGAAAGAUGUGGUCUUUUUCCUCAGUGGCAGGAUGUGGAUUAUCCGCACUGUGAACUGACCCCUGAACAGGAUGCCCUCAAGCACAUCGAGGCUUGUAAAGACAAACCUUUUUUGGAGGGAUUAUUUAUUGACCACUUUAAAGGGAGAGGUGUAUUCACCCAUGAAUCCAUUGAACCGUCUACAUUUGUUCUUGAGUAUCGGGGGAACGUUUCUUCUCAAACAACGCAGGAAAACAACGAUGGUGAUACUCUGAACAAUUACUUGUUUAACUUUUCCUUUAAUGGGAGCAACUGGUGCAUCGAUGCCUCAACAGAUGAUGGGACUCUCGGGAGGCUGGUGAACGAUGAACACAAGAGUCCCAACUGUGAAAUGAGAAAGGUUACCCAUGAGGGGAAGCCACACUUGUGUUUGUUUGCACUGAAGAAAAUCUUUGCCGGGGAAGAGAUUACUUACAACUACGGGGACUCCGCCUAUCCGUGGCGUUCAGCGGAAUCCAGUAAGAAACAUGACGUGAGAAUUACUGCUGCAACCUCCCCAGGAAAGGAAGGGAUUGACAACUAUAGUUCCGCAGAAUCGUGCUGUGAUGGCCCUGAUGAUGACCCAGGGAGUGAUGACGAUUGUACAAGCAACAACCAAAGCAAUCUCAAGGAUGACUCCAUUGUUGCAAAGUCGCAGGUUUCUGGAGAGCAGUCAGUUGAUGACUCAUCUGUCCAGCUUGAGCCUGAGGGCCAUCCAUUUGAGAACCAUUCAUACACCAGGAGAAAUUAUUGUUACGUUUGUGGAAAAGCUAUGAGCAAACUAUCUCGUCACCUUUUCACCCAUAAAAAAGAAGAUGCAGAAAUUGCUGCAGUGUUUGCGUUACCCCGUUGUUCCAAAGAACGAAAAAUUCAGCUGGGGAAGUUAAGAAGCAGAGGAAACUGGAAACAUAAUCAGGAGGUUUUGAAGGCUCAGCACGGAGAACUGAAGAUAAGCAAAAGAUCAAAUGCAACCGCUGACGGUAAAACACUUACACCCUGCUUAUUCUGUAAAGUUAUCUAUAGCCGCUUAGAGAUGUGGCGACAUCUAAAGAAGUGUCCUCUGAGGGUGCUCUCGAGUCCGUCAACCAGCAAUAGAGUCCUAAAUUGGGUUUCUGCUACAGUGAUAGAUUCUCAAGAACUGUCACCGACUGUGAAGGAGAUGGCAAAAACUCUGAAGGGAGACGUGACAGGAUCUGUAGUUUUAACAGAUUCGUACUUGUUGCAUCUAGCAGAAUAUUUGUGCAACAACAUUAGGAUCAAAACAAGUACAUUUCAGUAUAUCAAAAGUAGGCUGAGACAAAUGGGAAGGCUUCUGUUAUUGCUAAGGAUGAAGUCUGUACGUAGCUUUGAGGAUGCUAUGAAACCCCAAAACUUCAGCAAAGUUGUUGAAGCGGUUGGAGAGUUGACUGGUUCCAGCGCAGACUCUGAGUCCUUUGAUCAACUGAGGGCUCCCACGUUGGUAAAGUCACUCAAGCUAAUGGGGAAUAUUAAAUAUGUUCGGGCUCUGAAGGAAGAUGCUGGUGAGGAGACGGUCCGGGAAGCAGAGGCUUUUAUGGCACUUUGUGAAAAAGAAUGGAAGCCUCUGCCCCCACCUGAAAUUAAAAUACAUAAUGCAAAAACCAAACCUUUCAUACAUGAUGUGCAGCUUCUAUACCAGCUGGUGGAAAAGACGGCAGACUCUGGAGUUCAAAGCCUGACCCUGUAUGAAACCCCACAGGUCUAUAAUGCGCUUUCUAGAGUCACACUCGCGCAGGUUUCAGUCUUAAACAAAAACCUGAUGGACAUUUCAACGGUGACACUCAAGUCUUUCAAUCAGCAGCAGGACUCUGAGCUUCGUGCAGACGCUGCUGGUUCCUCGUCACCGUUGGAACAAAUUCUGUGCAAACGCUUCGUGAAGAUUCAACUAAAGAGCAGAAGAGGCAAAAAGGUUCCUGUCACGUUGACCCCUAAAAUGCUCAGCGCGAUAACGCUGCUUGUGAAGAAGAGGGAAGCGUGUGGUGUGCAUAAAAGUAACUCCUUCUUGUUUGCCAGACCUGGAGCCACAGCUUCCAGCUUCUACCGUGGCCAAACCUGCAUCGCCACGUUGGUGUCUUGGAGCGGUGCCAAGAGCCUGUCGCACCUCAAGUCUCGCUUUUUUCGUAAGCACUUGGCGAGAAUUUUUCAAAUUCUGAGCCUCUCAAAAGACGAGCUUGGUCAGCUGUCCAACCUGCUGGGCUGCGACAUCUGCACGGACACGGACUAUUACCAGAAGCCAGAGGCGGCUGUGGACAUCGCAAAGAUCCUACAGCUAAUCUCAUCCAUGGAAAAGGGAACGAUUGAAGAAUUCACAGGAAAGUCCCUCGAUGAACUUGAACUUGAAGAUGAGUUGCAGCCUGAGAUGGAGCAGAGCGGUCCAGAAAGCAGCGACAGUGAAGACGACGCCGCAGAAGCUGAAAGUUCCCUCCAGUCGAGUAAUAUUACAAGUAAGACCAGCAUCUCUCAAAACGAGGCCACUACGUCCAAAGGUUUGUCUGUGAGGAAGCGCGGGCAAGGGAGGAAAAGUAAGCAGGAGAGUGGAAGUGAGAGUUCUGAGCUGGGAGAUGAGAACGAUGACGAGGGGAACACAGAGGACAAGCCUGUGAAACCUCCUGAAGAAGCAGCUUGUAGUAAAGACGAUGCAACAAAUGUCUGGUUUAGCGACGAUGAUGAGGACAUGAAUGUGGACUUUGACAUAGACAUAGACACAGAUGACGACGUCAGAAAUGAAGAACACGAUGGAGACGACCUUUCAAAACCCGUGAUCACAGACAUGGGGGAAACCAAAAACCAGACCAGGGACACCAGUGAGGGUUUGGAGGAUGGCGGCUCCUCUGCUGAGCAUUGUCCAGAUCUGGCAGAGGUGAUGGACACUGACCCAGAGGAUCUCAUGGAUGAGGAAGACGAGACAGGAGUGGAUCAAACUGACUGGAUGGAUGAGAAAAACAGUAAAUCUCCAGAGGUCUUAAACACAGUUUUAGAAAAAAACAAAUCAUCAGCUGCAGUGUCUGAGAUGAAAGAAGUGAAGAUACUAAUUCCAAAACUGCAGAUUGAGAACGUUGCAGAUCCAAUCCACGUUUCCCAGUUGUCGUCCUUGUUCAGGAAGUGGCCGGUGAAGGACCAAGUUGUUCUGCACAACAACAGAACACGUAAAGCCUCCACAUCCAAAGACACGAAGAAAAAGCCUGACAACGUGAAGGACUUAGAAAUGAGCUGUUCCCACUGUAAAAGCAGCAUGACCAAGGGACAGACGGCGUUCCAAAAGAAGGGUUUCACAGACGUCUUCUGCUCCAAAAACUGCCUGUUUGAAAUGUUCCCCAUGAACAAGCCAGCAACCAAGACCUGCCACUACUGCCUCAAGGCGGUGACACAGAUGUUGGAGCUGGUCAUGGCUGUAGUGGACACUAAGGGGACCAUUAAAGACUUCUGCAGCGUGUUGUGCUUGACCUCUUUCAAGUCGAGCACCGUGUCCACCCUGAAAGCCCAGCCACUCUGCAGCAUGUGCAGCAAAGCCUGCACUAUCACACAUGAGCUGAACAUCAAUGAGACCGUCCACAAGUUUUGCAGCAGCUCCUGCUUGGAAGGUUUUCGUCAGAACUGCAUCGCUGUCUGUACGAACUGCAACUCCCCCUGCCUCAAGGAAGUCAAGCUGAAGCUGGGAGAUGACGCCAAAUCCAUGUGCAGUCAGAGAUGUGUGAGAGAAUUCAAAGAGAAUAUCCAGACGCCCCAUCCGUGCAGCAGGUGCCUCACUCCAGCUCCGAUGUCAAGCAUGACCGUGUACAAAAGCAGCGAGGACACAGUGGAGCUCGCCUGUGCUCGUCCCUGCGUGACAUCUGACCAGCAGUCCCACCCCGCAGUGUUCUCCAAAACCUGUUACAACUGCUUUGAGAUCAUAAGCCGGCCUCAGAACGUCAUCUUGGCUCCAGUGGAUGAAUCGGGAGCAAUGAGGGAAUUGUGCAGCGAGACUUGUCUCGCGUCUGUUAAAUUCAAGAGGAACACGGCCCCAAAAGCCCUGACACCACGACCAGUAGGACCUCGCUCAGAAUGCAGGAUGUGUGUCAGAUAUGGUCAUUGCAAGUUCAAGGUGACCCUGGAAGGCACGGCUUAUAAUCUGUGCAGCGACAGUUGUCUGGUCAACUACUACAAAGUCAACAACCUGCCUCUGCUGACCUGUGACCUGUGUAGCUCCUUCAACUUUGAGAAACGACUGGUGUUGAACCUGGAGAACGGCAGCAAAAACAUCUGCAGUGAAAAAUGUCUGGUCAAGUUCAAAGAGAAGGUCCAGACUCCUCAGCUCUGCUGGACGUGUCAGACGCUCCAUCAGAUGUCAGACAUGGUGGAGAAGGAGGAUGAAAAGGGCUGCUUGAACUUCUUCUGCAGCUACAGAUGUAUGAUGGUGUACAAAGCUCCCCGCCUCACUGAGCCAGAGGAGAGCAAACCUGCUCCUCAAGACGACGACGUUAAAGAAGUGAAACCUCCGCUGCCACGUUUAGACUGUUCAAAGGUCAAAGAAGAACCUGAUGAUGACGACUACAAACAGGAUGUCCUGCCCUCGUUACCCACGCAGGGUAUUAAGGACGAGCCAACUGUGGCAAAGAUCGGUUCAGUGUUGUCCUUGAAGGGAGAACCUGCUCCUGAAGCCCCCACUCUUCCUCACAUGGACGCGCCUGCAUUAUGCUCCAGCUGUAAAAAGGUUCUCGUGAACGGAGAGACGGUUUACCAGAAGAAAAGCCAGUCGGAAAUCUUCUGCUCCACCUCCUGCCUGUUCAGAUUCUACCAAAUGACGAAAAUGAAGACCUGCCACUUCUGUCUUCAGGUGAUCACACAGCCUCAGGACGUGGUCCAGGUCCAGCUGGACGGUGAUGGGACAGUGAAGGACUUCUGCAGCCGCGCCUGUCUCUCCUCCUUCAACUAUAAGACGUUUGUGUCCACCAAAGUCCCCCUUGUGGCCGUCGGGUCACACUCCAUGUGCAGCAUCUGCGGCCGAUACUGCAUCAGCAAACACGAGGUCUUGCAGCAGGACAUUGUCCACAAGAUGUGCAGUGAUCCCUGUUUCAGACGUUUCAGCAACCUGAGGAAAGUGACCGUGUGUACAAACUGUCAGUCUCAGAGCAGCACAUGCCUGAAACUGACUCUGGAAGACGGCAACAAAGCCCUGUGCCCUGAGUGUGUGGCCCAGUUCAAACAGACACAGCAGCCGUGCUCCGUCUGCCACUCCUCUAAACCAGUGGCCCAAAUGUUUGAAAGCAGAACCAGUGACAACACGGUGCAGCUGUUCUGCAGCAGCAGUUGUGUGGCGGCUUCAAAGGCUCAAAGUGCAUCAGCUGCAGCCGAGUCGUCUCCCGUCAUCACCGGCGUCGUGUCUCUUGCUGCUGCGUUGGCUGAACGUCUCCGCUCCUCCAGCUCUGCACAACAAGGUUCCGUCCCAGACGUUCAAACGAAGGUCGUUGGACAUGCCUGUGUCCAGACAGCUCCCAGGGAGGUGAAGAACAAAUCCACGCUCUGCACACCGCUGGUGCACAACAAGGGAGUCUGUUGUACAACACAGAGCGUCGACACAGAAGCACAAACUGAAACCUUCACCCCCACCGUCGUGGUGCUGCCUUUUCCAGUGCCGGUGUACGUUCCACUGCCCAUGAACAUGUACAGCCAGUACACGCCGCAGCCUGUGGGCCUUCCCCUGCCGCUGCCUGUGCCCGUGUUCCUCCCUGUGGCACCAAGUGGCUCAGAGCCGACAACCACGACUGAGGAAAUCAAGCCGGAGCCUGAACAGAGUAAGAGGAACGGAGGAGACGAUGGUCAGAAGGACCAACAAAAAGAUGCUCAGACUCAGACUGACCAACCCAGCUGCGGUCAUGGUGUGACUAAAGAAACUCUGGACACCUCCAUCAUCCAGGAGGUCUCCUCCUCCAACACCAGCCUCAGGUCACAUGAUGGAGCACACGCCCACAAGAACCCUCUAGGUUCAGACCUGCCCAGUGCGUCUCAACCUGAGCUCCAUCCCCAGAGCUCCCAGAGCCCUGCUGUCUGUCUGGGUCUGAAGGAGGUCCACAACCAGAAGAAGGCUCCAAAGGUGCAGCUGUUGUCUGAGGCAGCAGAAGAGGACGCGGCUCCAAAAGGCGUUUCAACAAGCUCGUCAAGGAAACAUCAGAAGCAUCACAGACUGAAGUGUCACCGUGGAAUCGAUGCCUGGAAGAGAUGGGUUCAGUGGAGGCGGUCCCAAAGCGCUGGGAGGCGUCGGUCUAACGCCGUAACCCUAAAGGAGAACAUUCUGGACUGCUCCGCGUCUGAACUGAACGACGGCCUCUGUUGCUUCAUCAGUGAGGUGAAACGACCCGAUGGAGAACAGUACUCCACCAGCAGCCUGUUCUACCUCUGCCUCGCCAUCCAACAGCACCUGUUUCAGAACGGGCGCACGGAGAACAUAUUCAGUGACCUGAUCUACAAUCAGUUCUCCACAAAGUUCACAGAGAUCCUGAAGCGCUUCCAACCUGCAGUCAGAGCCGGUGGUUCCAUCCAGUCCCGUGUGGAGGAGGAGUUUCUGUGGGAAUGUAAGCAGCUGGGGGCCUAUUCUCCCAUCAUCCUCCUCAACACGCUGCUCUUCUUCUGCUCUAAGUACUUUGGCUUCAGCACAGUGGAGCAGCACCGCCAGCUGUCCUUCGCCCACGUCAUGCGCUGCAGCAGAACAGGGAAGGACAACACCAAGGUCACGUUCCUGCUCUUCAAAGCCCCUGGAACCGAGAACCAGGCAGAGUCAGAUGCUGACGGUGUCCCGGCUAAAAAGAGGAAGAAGAAUGAGGCUGAAGGUAAAAAGCUGAAGAUGAUGGAGAAUCCAGAGAACCCUCUCCGCUGCCCAGUCAAGCUCUAUGAGUUCUACCUCUCCAAGUGCUCAGAGUCAGUGAGGCAGCGCAGCGACAUGUUCUACCUCCACCCAGACUGCUCCUGCGUCCCCAGCAGCCCGCUGUGGUUCUCCUCCGCCCCUCUGGAUGGGAGAGUCAUGGAGGCCAUGCUCGUACGGACGCUCAGCGUCCGAGAGGUGCAGUGCCGACAGAGAAGAGCUUUGGGCCAGACAUCGGGUUACUGAUGAGCAGGAAGCAGGAGUUUAAACCCUAAAGUCUGGAUCACGACCGUGUUCUGCUGUAAACGCCAACAGAUCAAUACACUCACUAAUAAGUCAGUCCAUCAAACCACAAAGGAUGAAAAUCCUGAGUCAUGUUUUCAGAAAUGUUGCCUUCUGUUGUUUUUUUCAGCAGGCGUCACUUUUCGUUUCCAGAACAUUUUUGUGUGAAACAGUUUGACUACAGAAACUGAGAGCAUGUUUGUUUCUAUCCCUCAACCACAUUAUGAGGGAGUGGGAUCUUUAUUUUGAUUAAAUAUAAAUCACAAGUAUUUUUUUCUUUUGCUUUUUAUUGCUUGUUAUACAUGUGUAAAGUAAACCGAGCCUUGAACAUAUUAUACAUCAUCAUUUACAAUGAAUAAUUUUAUUCAAAGCAAAGUAGAUUUGAAUGCUCUUGUUAUGGUUCAAUUACAAAAACACACAUUUGAAUCCUCCAGGUCACAAACACUGAGACUGUUUACUUUGAUAUUAAAAUUUAUUUUAAAACCAAAAGAUGUGUUCAGAGUCACGUGGGUUGGUUGUUGGUAAAAAGAGUUAUUCAGUUAUUCUUAAAACCUGUGUGGACAAAAGUAUCAGUAAGUUCUUAUUAUAUUUGUACUUUACAGCUGUAACGCUGCUCCUCAUUUUGACCUGAGUUUGAAA
Betta splendens (Siamese fighting fish) is the source of this 10281-nucleotide messenger RNA. RefSeq lists its product as uncharacterized. Lineage: Eukaryota; Metazoa; Chordata; Actinopteri; Anabantiformes; Osphronemidae. The coding region runs from base 145 to 9606 and encodes 3153 amino acids. The record is from RefSeq and is a predicted model, not a curated record. The transcript has 42 exons. Gene Ontology annotation, molecular function: zinc ion binding; protein binding.